GUUUCUGUGAGGACAAUGGGGGAGGCAAAUGCUAGUGUAGAAGAGGAUGUAUUGCUCAGUAGCCCUGUGGAGACUGAGACUCAGCAGGACACAGUGCUCUCAGACAGUGGUAAUAAAUCAAUUGACACUGCAGAUUUGUUGAGGACUAUGAAUUUGCCUGGAACAGGACAUGAAGUGGAAGAAAAGGUUGCUCCAGUCAAAUCAUCUCGGCCAAAAAGACAAUUUUCCUGUUCUGGCACCAUUGAAACGAUCAAUUUGGAUGCAGUUCCCCAGGCUGUAGCUCGUCUAGACAACAGUGCAGCUAAACACAAGCUGUCAGUAAAGCCAAAAAAGCAGAGGAUGUCAAGAAAGCACAGGAGAUUAACAAAGGGAUCACAAAGUUUAACAGUAACAGAAUUUGAGCCAGAGGAUCUAGAAACUCAGCUAUAUGCAGACAGGUACCCAGGUUACAUCACAGCCGACAAGCUAAUCCAGAACAAAGAUGAACAGAAGGAGCUUAAGCUGGCAGAGGAGAAAAUAAAUGAAGAUCACUGGGGGAUCUUUGAGGCUGAAAGGAUAAAGCAGAUUGUAGAAAUGGAAGAACAAAGAGAAAUGGAAGAACAAAGGUGCCAAGAACUUGAGCAGAUGCAAAAAGAGCAGGAAAGAAGGCAUUGUGAAGAAGAGAGCAAGCAGCAUCUCCUUGAAGAAGAGACAUAUUUGAGAGUAGAAGAGCAAGCAUGCCAGGAAGAGGAGAGAAGACUGCUGGAGGCAGAAAAGAGGCAUGAGCUGGAGGAGCAGAGGCAGCAGGAACUGGAGCAGCAGAGGCACAAAGAACUGGAGGAGCAACAGAGGCGAGAGCUGGAGGAGGAGAAGCGGCAGGAACUGGAGAAACGACAGAGGCGAGAACUGGAGGAGCAGAAGUACCAGGAGCAGGAGCAGCAGAGGCGCAAGGAGCUGGAGGAGCAACAGAGGCAAGAGCUGGUGGAGCGGAAGAGGCUAGAGUUGGAAGAAUUAAGGCAACAUGAGACUGAAAAACAGUGGCAAGAAGAAGAACAACAAAAUGAUCUGGAGGAACAAAAAGAACUGGAGGAACAAAACAGGCAAGAAGAACAGAGAGAAGAGCUAGAGGAAGAGCUUCAAGAACCUGAAGUGAAACUGAAGGAUGAGAAAGAAGCUGAAACCCUCAAACAACAAAAGAAAAAGGAGAAACAAAGGCAGCAUUUGAAGGAGGAGGAAAGAGAAAAGAGAGAGGAGGAGCAACCUCAGCCAGUAAUGGAGAAGCAACAGAAAUGGGAAGAGCAGAGGAGACAUAAGCUCACAAAACAAAUGCACAUGGAGAGUGAAGAUAGUGUGCAACAAGAAGGACUGGAAAAGCAAGAGGAACAAAAUGAACAAGAGUGGAACAAGCUGGAGGAGCCGAAGAUAGACACAGAAGGACAAAAUCUUCAGGAAAAGCAGCAAGAACACCACAAAUCCUUAGAACAGCAACAGGAAAAGGAAAAGGAUCAGUUGUCUUCUGGAGGGGCUGAUAGGCACCCAGUAGAGGAGAAGCUCCAAGAAGACUCAAGACCCCCAAAAAUCAAACAGCCAGAGAAAGAAAAUAAAACAGCAGAAGAAAUGCUAGCGCAAAAACUGAAAAGAGAAGUUGAGGCUCAGGAACAAAAGCGAAUAGGGGAAGAACUAAGGUGGCAGGAGGUAGAUGAAAGGCAGACUGCAUCCAGACCCUUCACAUUUCAAGUGUCUUCCGGAGAGAAACAGAUCAUAUUUCAGAAAGUAAAUCUGAGCCCAGUCAUGCCUGUCAAAGGAGCAGGACUCUCUUCUUCAUCCAUCAAAGACUACAGGAUGCACACUUCCAGCAAGGGCUCUCAUACGCUCCCAUCAUCUGUGUGUGUCCCCCAUACAGCCAUUUUGGUCACUGGAGCACAGCUCUGUGGCACAGCAGUUAACUUGAACCAGAUAAAGGACACGGCCUGUAAGUCAUUACUUGGCUUGACAGAAGAAAGAAAAAACGUGGAUGUGCCUUCACCAGAGAAGGCCCAGAAAAGAAUGCCAGAUCCCAGACCUAGCAGCAGUAAAAUGAGAUAUGCACAAGAGACAUUGAACAACCAAGCCAUAUUAGCUGAGUGGGCCUCCAUCCGCUCUAGAAUCCUCAAGAAUGCAGAAAACAGCAAAUAUAAUGAGAAAGACCGAGUAAGUGUCUGCAGACACAGCGAUGACUGGACUCCCCGAGGACGAGGUGCUCCUCAUGGUAACUUGAGGAAAACCCUAUCUGCAAAUGCAAAGUUCUCGAUAACGCCAGCAUGGCAAAAAUUUUCAGAAACUUCAAAAAACAAUUCCGAUGCUGAGAAUGUGAGUGCAACAAAAGGCAAUGAAAAAGUGCCUGUGGGAAGAAACAUGGGCUUAUCCACUGAUUCAAAUGAGGAAGUGGCUUCUACUCUUAGGGAUAACUUAGCUGAAAUGGCUAAGGAGAAAAUGGAAGCCCACAGUGAAAUGACAGACAACACAGAAGGCUGUAAAUUUGCAAAAGAUCUUCCAUCUUUUCUUGUUCCAAGUUUUCCUCAUUCUCCAGGCAAAGAAUUACCCCAGUCAGAGUUUCCAGGUGCUCUGGAAAAUCAACAGAAUAAAAAUCAACAGAAUAAUAGCACAAGAAAAACAGAUAAAUCAGCACCGAAUGGAGAAGAAAAUGUUUCUCCUUUUGGAAUAAAAUUGCGGAGGACAAACUAUUCUUUACGUUUCCAUUAUGAUCAGCAAGUAGAGCAAAGGAAAAAGAAAAGAUACAGUGCUGGAGAUAGUUUUGAUGGCAUGCCUGACCCACUAGUUACAACAGAAAGUGAAAAAGAAUCCACUGUUUUCGCUCCACAAGAGAGUACAUCCCCUGGCGUAGGAAGAGCAAAUGUUCCUGGUAGUGUAAAAGACUCGAAAGACUCUUCAACUCCUGCGCUGGCGAUUUCACAGCCAGCGGGCACUCCACCGGUCCUACCAGCUACCAGCCAGAGUGCUCUCCCUCCAUAUGAGAAACCUACAUGCAAGUCACUGGUCACACAGAAACCUGCUUUAGCUCCAAAGCCCACCAGCCAGACGCCACCAUCAUCUCCUCUCUCUAAAAUGAACAGAUCAAACCUAGCUGAUGCUCUAGGGCAAAAGCUGGUUAAAGCUGAAUCAGAUGGUAGCUGGAAAAGAGAAGACAAACUAAAUGCGGUGUCCCCCGUAGCACUGAAUGAAUACAAAAAUGAAGAGGAAGAAACCAGAGAAAAGAAAUCGUUUUUCCCAUCUAUAAGUAUCCCGUGGAGAGAAAAAAAUGACAAAAAGCCUGAGCCACUGAAAAAAGAAAAACCAGUCCUCCAGAGCAGACACUCUUUAGAUGGCUCCAAAUUGAUGGAAAAAGUUGAAACUUCACAACCACUUUGGAUUACAUUAGCGCUGCAAAAACAAAAGGGAUUUCGUGAGCAGCAAGCUACCAGGGAAGAGAGGAGACAAGCCAGAGAAGCAAAGCAAGCAGAGAAGCUGGCUAAAGAAAAUGCUGCGCUAAGUAAUCAGUCAGAUAAUAAAAGCAGCAGCACCAAAGCAAGCACACCGCAGAAAUCCACCCCUCACGAAGGGGAGAAAAAAAUUGAGACUGCUGUGACAAGACUAGAAAGAAGGGAGCAGCUGAAGAAGUCUAAUACUCUUCCAACUUCGGUGACAGUGGAAAUUUCAGAUUCUGUUCCAUCAACUCCCCUGGCAAAAGAGGUGGCCAAGAGAUUCUCUACGCCUGAUGCUAACCCUGUGUCAACAGAACCAGCCUGGCUUGCAUUAGCCAAGAGGAAAGCAAAAGCCUGGAGUGACUGUCCACAGAUCAUUAAGUAAACUACAAAAUUAUGUCUCUAUUGCUAAUUAUUUAAUGGCUUUCUUCUUAUUUAUUAAGUUUUUUUUUUUACACGUAACAAAACUGAACUGCAUGUAGUGAAGGACU
Molecule: messenger RNA, 3931 nt
Organism: Rhea pennata
Lineage: Eukaryota; Metazoa; Chordata; Aves; Rheiformes; Rheidae
Gene: CRACD
Product: capping protein inhibiting regulator of actin dynamics
Exons: 7
Coding region: 16-3825 (1269 amino acids)
Biological process (GO): negative regulation of barbed-end actin filament capping; maintenance of gastrointestinal epithelium
Source: RefSeq, a predicted model, not a curated record